Messenger RNA from Sphaerodactylus townsendi, 4661 nucleotides. It is a transcript of the gene SLC35E4, whose product is annotated as solute carrier family 35 member E4. NCBI's taxonomy places the organism in Eukaryota, Metazoa, Chordata, Lepidosauria, Squamata, Sphaerodactylidae. Gene Ontology annotation, cellular component: Golgi apparatus. The coding region runs from base 1146 to 2204 and encodes 352 amino acids. The record is from RefSeq and is a predicted model, not a curated record. The transcript has 3 exons. Gene Ontology annotation, molecular function: antiporter activity.
CAGCCUCCAACCGAGCCGCUUCUGCGAGGCCGGUGCAAUCUGCCGCGUGCCCAGGAGGGGGGGCCCGUGGGACAGCUUCGGCCGGCGGCUCCGGUUCGGCACUGGGGCUCGCCCCCCGCCCCGGUUUCGUUUCGGAAGGCUGCAAAGGCGCCGGCUUUGUUGUCCCCAUUUCUGAUCCGCCCGUUUGCAAAAAGGGGCGGCUUAAAGGGCAACGCGGAGGACGGGGCCGCCGGCUGCCGCUGCAGAAAAUAAGCUUUCGGAUGCCAGCCCGGUGGGGAUGCAGGGAAGCCGAGAGCGGCCGCUGCCGGCGAGCUUUGCGUCCCGGCUCGCCCCGGAUCCCGCGGAGUCACGCUUGGGCUGCUAGCAGGACCGCGCUCGGCUGGGAACCUCUAGGCGGCAGGGCGAGCCCGGCCUUCGAGAUGGAGCAUCGUCGCUCUCCGCUUGGGAAGGAACAAGCAACAGAUGAGUCGCCUUGGGCGGGCCCACAGAGAGCACCGGCUUCCCGGCCUCAUUCACUUUAAGGACACCCACUUGCAUCAGCUGUAGCUGCCAGAGGAGGAGCCGUUUAGCAACCACAGGACCAUCAGACUUUCCUCUGGCUCCUCUGUGCCUGGCAUCCGAUUGCAUAUUGCCCAGCACAAGCAGCAGGCAGCAGCUGUGACAGAGCUAGCUCAGCCAGUCCUGGAGCCGGGCAUCGUACAAGGAGAGUGGGUUGGAAACGAAGCAGAAGAGCUUUGCCCGGUGUUAACUGCAGAGUCAUGGGUCACUGAACCAGUUCAGCAGAAUUGCCUGGGAAACUGAGAUGACCGCUUGCCUUCCAUUUGAAGCAGACUGUUCCCCAGUUCCAGCUCUUUGCCAUUUCUUCUGCUUCGGUUCCAGAUCUUACAGAAAAAUCUCCAAAUGAGCGAGGGAGCCUCACCAGGCUGGAGCAAGAAACUUGAUCCUGGUGAGUCACUGGGAGUGACUGUUGGAAAAGAUACAGGAGGCGAAAUCACUCUGUGGGCACCAAGGUCAGCUGAGGAUUGAAAGCCUGUUGCAGCAGUGAGAUGGGAAUAUAAUUGGAGGUGACUCACAUCUGGGGCAUCUCCAGGCUCAAAGCUGCUUGAGAAGGAACUCGCUCCCAUUGUACGAGGCUGCCGUCCCCAAUGUGCCUGCCCUCUCAGAGGAGAAAUGAAGCAGGAAUGAACUCUCCCCAUGGAGCAUGGCCGCGCUCUCCUUGGAAGCCAGAUCCGGGGCAGCAAGGGGGGCAGAGGCCGUCCCCUCCAUCUCUGCAUGCUCUUCCCCUCGUGGCCACCGUGCUUGUCUGGCUGGCCACUGGCACCACCAUGUCCAGCCUCAACAAGUGGAUCUUCGCUGUGCACAAUUUCCGGUACCCUGUGCUGCUGUCAUCCCUGCACAUGCUGUCAGCGGUAGUGGUGGGCAGACCUUUGGCCAAACUCCGGGCUGGAGGGACAGGAAACCCUACCCUCGGUCCUGAGGCCAAAGCCCGGGUUUUACUGCUGAGCUUGACUUUCUGCACCAGUGUAGCUUUUGGGAACUUGGGCCUCAACUACGUCCAGCUGGACUUUGCUCAGAUGGUCUACACCACCACGCCGCUCUUCACUCUGACCCUCUCCAAAGUGCUACUGGGGAAGCACCACCACCCGCUGCAGUAUGCAGCUAUGGGGCCCAUUUGCUUGGGUGCCUCCUUGAGCAUCAUCGGAGAGGUGCAGUUUGAUCAAGCCGGAUGCUGCUUCCUCUUUGCUGCCACCUUCCUCCGAGGGCUGAAAUCCAUUCAGCAGAGUACCCUGCUCCAGGAGGAACGAAUGGACUGUCCGACUCUGCUGUGCCUGACCUCCUUGCCCAGUUUCUAUAUCCUCUUCACAGCGGCCCUCUUGCUGGAAGUCGGCCCCUCCUGGGAUGGCACGUUGGCCUCCAGCAGCAGCCUCUGGCUGUGCAUCCUGUUCAGCUGUCUGGGCUCGGUGCUCUACAACCUGUCCAGCUUCUGCGUCAUCUCUCUGACUUCUGCCCUCACCAUCCACAUCCUUGGGAACUUCAACAUUGUGGGGAACCUGCUGCUCUCUCACGUGCUCUUCGGGAGCCAUCUGACCUUGCUCGGCUAUGUGGGCAUUGCCCUCACCCUCUCGGGGGUCUUCAUGUACCAUCACUGUGACCGCAUAGCCAACUGCUGGCGUUCAUUGGGCAGGCGAGACAAGCAAGAAUAAUCUGGGACUCUUGUCCGGCUCAAGAGGUUGCUGGAACUGUGACUGCUCAGCAGUGACUGAAAUGGGACAGCCGCUGAGGCAAAAGCGCUCUCUCGCAGGGCUUUGUAUUCAAAUAGGGCACUGCCUUUACACAGGUAGUGUCCCAGUUUAAACGAGGCCUCGGGCAAGGGCAGAGCCCCCACAGGUGACUUCUUUUUCCUCAGCCAUUGUCAUCUUAAACCCAACCUGAGCUCCAUUCAAGCACACACACAUCUGUUGCCUGUCUGUUAGCCACCUUUAAAGCCUGCAGAAGAGAGGGCAGUGCUCAUUAGCAGCUAGAAGAGUGUUGGGAGGAUUUAGCCUCCCCAAAUAUUUAACCUCCAAGUUGUGCUACCCCAAGAGUAAGAGAGCUCUGGACAGAGGCUUCCUCUGCCUGCUGCAGCAUGUUUGAAUUCUCCCCCGUGCUUUUUUUUUAAAAAAAAAACCCUUCCCUUCCUAUGAAAUACUAGCCUGUCAGGGAGGAGAGCUCUAGCCUAUACUUCUUGGCAUGCUAGUUUUCUCCCCCCCCCACCCCCCCGACAGCAUUCCCAGCUUCCUUCUCAGGGAUAGCAUGUUGGAAUGAUAGAGGUGCCCACCUCUUCCUUCUGUCACUGUCCAGAGCUAAGGAUUUACAAAACAAGUUUGGAUUGUCAGUGGGAAGGGGGGAGGUUUUACUUAAUUGGCCAAAAUGUUCUUUCCAAGGAAAGGCACUACUUAAAGGCACAGAAUUAACCUGCCAUGGUCAGCACGCCUUUUCUUGCUGCUUUCUAGAGGGGUCGCUGACAUGAGGUUAGCCAUUACAGUUAAGACUGUGGCAACAGGGUUUUCUUGGGAAGGGGAAGAGAUUAAAUGUCAGGAGAUUAAAUGUCAGGAGUCAGAGGUGCUGGCUUAUACCUUUGACUCCUGUAAGCUGUGCGGCAGCUGUACCCAUCCUGGUUGCUUUCUCCACCGGCUCAUGCCACAGCCUGAAGGAAUCACGGUUUCAGUGCUCAGGGUGCUGCUCCCUUGCCAUCCUAUUUAAUAUUGAAGCACUGAACCACCUGUGUGGAGAAACGCCCCUGUUGGAACAUGCCCAGGUCGAUGAAAAAUUGCACAUAUUUGGGGGUCUCUGUUCCUGCUCACUUCUGCCAUCUGCCAGGUGGGGAGUCUAGUGCAAUGUAUCUGUUUAUAUGUUCGCCUUUGCUGGGCAGAGUAAGUUAGAUGUCUCUGUGUGUGCCCAUGUGUGCAUGCACAUACAUCCCUUGUAGUCCUUGGAUGGCUGGCUUGCGCCUCCAGCCACCUUGGGGUAAUUAUUGUUCCACUGUUUUGCUCUGCUGGACAGAGCACAGCAGCCCCGUGGGCUGUGUAAUUGUGGGUGCUUUUACCAUUUGGUGUGGAAUUUUUAAGUGUACUUCCAUGUUUUGCUUCCUUCCCAGAAUGGAAUCUGUAAGACGCCUGCCUUUGUGUGAUUGUUGGGUGACUGGAGAUUUUGAGGUUUGGAUAAAUGUAUUAUAGGUCCAUUUUCCCCCUCCCCGCCAAGAUUGUUGACUGCCAUCUUCUUUCAAAGGGCGUCUCUUCAACCCACUGGUGUGGUGGAAUUUUGUCAGUAUUAUUUUUGGAAGGGUGAAAUAAUAUCAGGGUGUGUGGCUGUAUGUUUAUAUGUGUGGCAGGAUACAACACAUUUUAAAAUAACGAGGGCUGAUCUACACGUGCAGAGUAAUCAAUUUUUUUGGCUUAAGCCAUUUCAUUCUGCUGAUGUGAACUUCACAUUUGAAUCCAGAUCACAAACGUUAGCAUGUCAGGGAAUGGCUUUCAGUCUCCUUCCUGACAUGCUAGUUUCUACAUGCAAGGAGGUAUUCCACGCAAACACAGGAGGCAGUUCAAACACACAGCUCCCUCCUGCCUACCUGCUGUUUGAAAUGUAACUCUGAAUCAUAUGAUUUAGCUGCAGGUUUAGAAUUGCCUUUUAAAGCUGUCUUCUCAUUUUCCACUUUUGGCCCCAAACUGUUUCACACAUUACAUUUUCCCCAAAUAGAUGUUUGGAAACUUCACUGAUAUGGGCUUGCCAUCAUUAUGUGGCCAAAUGACUACCUGACAUGCUGGGAGGACACCCAUCCAUUUGUGUUAUAGGGGAGGGGGUCAGUGCUCAUGUAGCUUUCAAAAAUGGGGUGGGUGGUAGGUGUAUGAGUUUUAGGGAAAACCAUGGAUGAACUGACCCAGCCGUGUCAUUCUAGUUUAGGACUAAGAACCAUUAGACAAGCAGAUGGCUGUUGUAUGGUCAGCCACUAUUAUGUUCAACAAUGAUGUCUACAGUAAGGCUGUUUCUGCACGGUGGCGGAAACACAGCUCCACCGGCAUAAAUUAUGCCGGUGGAGGCUUGGGGACCGUUCACAUGCUAUUGUGCGAGUGGCCCCGACUUUCUACCCAGCUCUGGUUCGGCCCCCUCCACUCACCUUUCUG